Molecule: messenger RNA, 6798 nt
Organism: Galeopterus variegatus (Sunda flying lemur)
Lineage: Eukaryota; Metazoa; Chordata; Mammalia; Dermoptera; Cynocephalidae
Gene: SPTB
Product: spectrin, beta, erythrocytic
Exons: 34
Coding region: 25-6798 (2257 amino acids)
Biological process (GO): actin cytoskeleton organization
Cellular component (GO): cell junction; plasma membrane; spectrin
Molecular function (GO): structural constituent of cytoskeleton; phospholipid binding; actin filament binding
Source: RefSeq, a predicted model, not a curated record
AGCUGCUGAGAAGAGCCUACUGACAUGACAUCAGCCACGGAGUUUGAAAACGUGAGCAGCCAGCCACCGUACAGCCGGAUCAAUGCACGCUGGGAUGCCCCAGAUGAUGAGCUGGAUAAUGACAACAGCUCGGCCAGGCUCUUCGAGAGGUCUCGGAUCAAGGCCUUGGCAGAUGAGCGGGAAGUUGUUCAGAAAAAGACCUUUACGAAAUGGGUGAACUCCCACCUGGCUCGAGUGUCCUGCCGCAUCACCGAUCUCUACAAGGACCUGCGUGAUGGGCGGAUGCUCAUUAAGCUGCUGGAGGUGCUGUCUGGAGAGAUGCUGCCAAAGCCUACCAAGGGGAAGAUGCGCAUCCACUGCCUGGAGAAUGUGGACAAGGCCCUGCAGUUCCUCAAGGAGCAACGUGUGCAUCUGGAGAACAUGGGCUCCCACGACAUCGUGGACGGCAACCACCGCCUGGUCCUGGGCCUCAUCUGGACCAUCAUCCUCCGCUUCCAGAUUCAGGACAUUGUUGUCGAAACUCAGGAAGGUCAUGAGACGCGCUCAGCCAAGGAUGCCUUGCUGUUAUGGUGUCAGAUGAAGACAGCAGGCUACCCCCGUGUCAAUGUCACCAACUUCACCUCCAGCUGGAAGGAUGGCCUGGCCUUUAAUGCCCUGAUACACAAGCACCGGCCCGACCUGAUCGACUUUGAUAAACUGAAGGACUCUAAUGCCCGGCACAACCUGGAGCAUGCGUUUGACGUGGCCGAGCAUCAGCUGGGCAUCAUCCCGCUCCUUGACCCCGAAGAGCUGCGGGAUUCUUUUCUGGUGAUGACCUCAGCAUCCUCAGCCCCUGAGCUCUCUGUGCAGGGCCUGUGGAUCAUCAAGUUUCAGGAGAAAGGGAAUCUGGAAGUCCUGCUUUUUACCAUCCAGUCCCGGAUGAGAGCCAACAAUCAGAAAGUGUAUACGCCCCAUGAUGGGAAACUAGUGUCUGACAUCAACCGGGCCUGGGAAAGCCUAGAGGAAGCCGAGUAUCAGCGGGAGCUGGCCCUGAGAAAUGAGCUCAUCCGGCAGGAGAAGCUGGAGCAGUUGGCCCGGCGCUUUGACCGAAAGGCUGCGAUGAGAGAGACGUGGCUCAGUGAAAACCAGCGCCUUGUGGCCCAGGAUAACUUCGGGUACGACCUGGCAGCCGUGGAGGCCGCCAAGAAGAAGCACGAGGCCAUCGAGACCGACACAGCUGCCUAUGAGGAGCGGGUAAGGGCCCUUGAGGACCUGGCCCAGGAGCUGGAGAAGGAGAAUUACCAUGACCAGAAGCGCAUCACAGCCCGCAAGGACAACAUCCUGCGCCUAUGGAACUACCUGCAGGAGCUGCUGCAGUCCCGGCGCCAGAGGCUUGAGACCACACUGGCGCUGCAGAAGCUCUUCCAGGACAUGCUGCACAGCAUAGACUGGAUGGAUGAAAUCAAGACUCACCUCUUGUCUGCUGAGUUUGGAAAGCACCUGUUGGAGGCUGAAGACUUGCUACAGAAGCACAAGUUGAUGGAGGCUGACAUUGCCAUCCAAGGGGACAAAGUGAAGGCCAUCACUGCAGCCACCCUGCAGUUCACUGAGGGGAAAGGGUACCAGCCUUGUGACCCCCAGGUCAUUCGGGACCGCAUCAGCCACCUGGAGCAGUGCUUUGGGGAGCUGAGUGACAUGGCAGCUGGGCGAAAGGCUCAGCUGGAGCAGUCCAAGCGGCUCUGGAAGUUCUUCUGGGAGAUGGAUGAGGCCGAGAGCUGGAUUAAGGAGAAAGAGCAGAUCUACUCCUCCCUGGACUAUGGCAAGGAUCUGACCAGCGUGCUCAUCUUGCAGCGCAAGCAUAAGGCCUUUGAAGAUGAGCUCCGUGGGCUGGACGCCCACCUGGAGCAGAUCUUCCAGGAGGCUGAGGGCAUGGUUUUACGCAAGCAGUUUGGGCACCCACAGAUUGAAGCCCGCAUCAAAGAGGUGUUGGCCCAAUGGGACCAGCUGAAGGAACUGGCUGCCUUUCGCAAGAAGAACCUCCAGGAUGCUGAGGACUUCUUCCAGUUCCAGGGCGAUGCAGAUGACCUUAAGGCCUGGCUGCAAAACGCCCACCGGCUGCUCUCAGGUGAAGAUGUGGGGCAGGAUGAAGGGGCCACACGGGCCCUGGGGAAAAAGCACAAGGACUUCCUGGAGGAGCUAGAGGAGAGCCGAGGUGUGAUGGAGCACCUGGAGCAGCAGGCCCAGGGCUUCCCCCAAGAGUUUCGGGAUUCCCCAGAUGUGACCAGUCGGCUGCAGGCCCUCCGAGAGCUCUACCAGCAGGUGGUGGCCCAGGCAGACCUGCGUCGACAGAGGCUGCAGGAUGCCCUGGACCUGUACACAGUGUUUGGGGAGACGGAUGCCUGUGAGCUGUGGAUGGGCGAAAAGGAGAAGUGGCUGGCCCAGAUGGAUAUCCCUGACACACUGGAGGACCUGGAGGUCGUGCAGCACAGGUUCGACAUCUUGGACCAGGAGAUGAAGACUUUGAUGGCUCAGAUUGACGAUGUAAACCUCGCUGCCAACAGCCUGGUGGAGAGUGGCCACCCACGCAGUGGGGAAGUGAAGCAAUACCAGGACCACCUGAAUACCAGGUGGCAAGCAUUCCAGACCAUGGUGUCAGAGCGGCGGGAAGCGGUGGACUCAGCCCUCCGGGUGCACAACUACUGUGUGGACUGUGAAGAGACCAGCAAGUGGAUCACAGACAAGACAGAGGUGGUAGAGUCUACCAAGAACCUGGGGCGGGACCUGGCAGGUGUCAUCACCAUCCAGCGGAAGUUGUCAGGGCUGGAGCGUGACGUGGCCGCCAUCCAGGCCCGCGUGGAGGCCCUGGAGCGUGAGUCGCAGCGUCUGAUGGAGUCACACCCCGAGCAGAAGGAGGACAUUGGCCAGCGGCAGGCAUACGUGGAGGAGCUGUGGCAGGGCCUGCAGCGAGCCCUUCAGGGCCAGGAGGCCUCCCUGGGCGAGGCCAGCCAGCUGCAGGCCUUCCUGCAGGAUCUGGACAACUUCCAGGCCUGGCUGUCCAUGGCCCAGAAGGCCGUGGCCUCUGAGGUCACGCCCGAGUCACUCCUGGAGGCCGAGCAGCUCCUGCAGCAGCAUGCAGCCAUCAAGGAUGAGGUUGACGGGCACCAGGAGAGCUUCCAGCAUGUCAAGGCCUCUGGGAAGAAGGUGAUCCAAGGCCAGACAGACCCAGAGUACCUGCUUCUGGGCCAGCGGCUGGAGGGCCUGGACACCGGCUGGGACGCCCUGCACCGGAUGUGGGAGAGCCGUGGCCACUCCCUCGCCCAGUGCCUUGGCUACCAGGAGUUCCAGAAAGAUGCCAAGCAGGCCGAAGCCAUCCUCAGCAACCAGGAAUACACUCUGGCUCACUUGGAGCCCCCAGACUCCCUAGAGGCUGCAGAGGCUGGGAUUCGGAAGUUUGAGGAUUUCUUGAUGUCUAUGGAGAACAACCAGGAUAAAGUCUUGAGUACUGUGGACUCUGGAAACAAGCUGGUAGCUGAGGGAAAUCUGUACUCAGACAAGAUCAAGGAGAAGGUGCAGCAGAUUGAGGACAGGCACAGGAAAAAUAACGAGAAGGCCCAGGAGGCCUCGGUUCUCCUGAGAGACAACCUGGAGCUACAGAACUUCCUCCAGAACUGCCAGGAGCUCACUCUUUGGAUCAAUGACAAGCUGCUGACAUCUCAGGAUGUCUCCUAUGAUGAAGCACGAAACCUGCACAACAAGUGGCUGAAGCACCAGGCGUUUGUGGCAGAGCUGGCUUCCCAGCAGGGGUGGCUGGAAAAUGUUGACGCAGAAGGGAAGCAGCUGAUGGAGGAGAAGCCCCAGUUUAGGACCCUGGUGUCUCAAAGGCUGGAACACUUGCACCGGCUCUGGGAUGAGCUGCAGGCCACCACAAAGGAGAAGACCCAACACCUGUCGGCCGCCAGGAGCUCUGAUCUGCGCCUGCAGACCCAUGCUGACCUCAACAAGUGGAUCAGUGCCAUGGAAGACCAGCUGAGGUCGGAUGACCCAGGAAAGGACCUGACCAGCGUCAACCGGAUGUUGGCUAAGCUGAAGCGAGUGGAGGACCAAGUGAAUGUGCGGAAAGAGGAGCUGGGGGAGCUGUUUGCCCAGGUGCCCUCACUGGGAGAGGAGGCAGGAGACGCAGACUUGAGCAUUGAGAAGCGGUUCCUGGACCUCCUGGAACCCCUGGGGAAGAGGAAGAAGCAGCUGGAAUCAUCCAGAGCCAAGCUGCAGAUCAGCCGGGACUUAGAGGAUGAGACGCUCUGGGUGGAGGAGAGGCUGCCUCUGGCCCAGUUGGCCGACUAUGGCACUAACCUGCAAACUGUGCAGCUGUUCAUGAAGAAGAACCAGACGCUGCAGAAUGAGAUCCUGGGCCACGCGCCACGGAUCGAUGAUGUGCUGCAGAGAGGGCAGCAGCUGGUGCAGGCGGCGGAGAUCGAUUGUCAGGACAUCGAGGAGCCUCUGGUCCACCUGCAGGGCUCGUGGGACAUGCUACAGGAGGCUGCAGCUGGGCGGCUGCAGCACCUGCGGGAUGCCCACGAGGCACAGCAGUACUACCUGGAUGCGGGUGAGGCCGAGGCCUGGAUCAGUGAGCAGGAGCUCUACGUCAUCUCCGAUGAGACCCCCAAGGAUGAAGAGGGUGCCAUCGUGAUGCUAAAGCGGCAUUUGCGACAGCAGCGCACAGUGGAGGAGUACGGGCGGAACAUCAAGCAACUGGCCGGCCGGGCCCAGAGCCUGCUGGCCGCAGGCCACCCCGAGGGGGAAGAGAUCAUCAGACUCCAGGGCCAAGUGGAUAAGCAGUAUGCCAGGCUGAAGGACAUGGCAGAAGAGCGCAAGCGGAAGCUGGAGAACAUGUACCACCUGUUCCAGCUGAAGAGGGAGGCCGACGACCUGGAGCAGUGGAUUGCGGAAAAGGAGCUGGUGGCCUCUUCCUUGGAAAUGGGGCGAGACUUUGACCACGUUACCCUGCUCCGGGACAAGUUCCGGGACUUUGCCCGAGAGACUGGGGCGAUUGGGCAGGAGCGGGUGGACAACGUGAAUGCCGUCAUCGAGCGGCUCAUUGAUGCAGGCCACAGCGAGGCGGCCACCAUCGCCGAGUGGAAGGAUGGGCUGAAUGAGAUGUGGGCGGACCUGCUGGAGCUCAUCGACACGCGCAUGCAGCUGCUGGCUGCCUCUUACGACCUGCACCGCUACUUCUACACUGGCGCCGAGAUCCUGGGCCUCAUCGACGAGAAGCACCGUGAGCUGCCCGAGGACGUGGGUCUGGAUGCCAGCACAGCCGAGUCCUUCCACCGGGUGCACACCGCCUUCGAGCGGGAGCUGCAGCUGCUGGGUGUGCAGGUGCAGGAGUUCCAGGAUGUGGCCACCCGCCUACAGAAGGCCUACGUUGGGGAGAAGGAAGAAGCCAUCCAGGUCAAGGAGCAGGAGGUGUCUGCCGCGUGGCAGGCUCUACUCGAUGCCUGUGCCGGGCGCCGAAACCAGCUGGUGGACACGGCAGACAAGUUCCGCUUCUUCAGCAUGGCCCGCGACCUCCUCUCCUGGAUGGAGAGCAUCAUCCGGCAGAUUGAGACCCAGGAGAGGCCCAGGGAUGUCUCUUCUGUGGAGCUGCUCAUGAAGUAUCACCAGGGCAUCAGGGCAGAGAUCGAAACCCGGGGCAAGAACUUCAGCGCCUUUCUGGAGCUGGGCAAGUCACUGCUGCAGCGGCAACACCAGGCCUCGGGAGAGAUCAGUGAGAAACUGCAGCAGGUGCUGUCCAGAAGGAAGGAGAUGCAUGAGAAGUGGGAGGCCCGCUGGGAUCGGCUCCGCAUGUUGCUGGAGGUGUGCCAGUUCUCGAGGGAUGCCUCCGUGGCCGAAGCGUGGCUGAUCGCCCAGGAGCCCUACCUAGCCAGCCGGGACUUUGGACACACAGUGGAUAGCGUGGAGAAGCUCAUCAAGAGGCACGAGGCUUUUGAGAAAUCCACAGCCAGCUGGGCAGAGCGCUUUGCUGCCCUGGAGAAGCCCACCACGCUUGAGCUGAAAGAACGCCAGACGCCAGAGAGACCCAUGGAGGAGACUGGGCCUCAAGAGGAGGAAGGCGAGACAGCAGGGGAGGCUCCCCGAGUUCCCCACCGUGCGGCCACCGAGAGAACGUCCCCGGGGGAAGAGGAGGGGCCAUGGCCUCAUGACCUACAGCCGCCACCCCCACCAGGGCAGCACAAGGAUGGGCAGGAGGAGAAAUCCAGUGGGGAUGAGAGGCCCGCCACAGAGCCCCUCUUUAAGGUCCUGGACACACCUCUGAGCGAGGGUGAUGAGCCCACAACGCUGCCGGCCCAGCGGGACCAUGGGCACAGCGUGCAGAUGGAGGGCUACCUGGGCCGCAAGCACGACCUGGAGGGGCCCAACAAGAAGGCAUCCAACAGGUCCUGGAACAACCUGUACUGCGUGCUCAGGAAUAGCGAGCUGACUUUCUACAAAGAUGCCAAGAACCUGGCCCUGGGGGUGCCCUACCAUGGGGAGGAACCCCUGGCCCUGAGACAUGCGAUCUGUGAGAUUGCUGCCAACUACAAGAAGAAGAAGCAUGUCUUUAAGCUGAGGCUGAGUAAUGGCAGUGAGUGGCUCUUCCAUGGCAAGGACGAGGAGGAGAUGCUGUCCUGGCUGCAGGGCGUGAGCACCGCCAUCAACGAGUCCCAGAGCAUCCGCGUCAAGGCGCAGAGCCUGCCCCUGCCGUCCCUCACCGGCCCCGACGCCAGCCUCGUGAAGAAAGACAAGGAGAAGAGAUUCAGCUUCUUCCCCAAAAAGAAGUAG